AUGGACGACACCAUGCAGAGCGUUCAGGUCCCGUCAAACUUCGAUCCAUGGACCCAGCCCUUGAACUUCACCAUGUCCGAUGGCAACGGUGGAUGGGUUCUGGUACAGAAGAGCUGGGAGGACCUUGACACUUGGCGCAUCUACGACUUUCGUGUCGGCAUCAGUUAUGGAGUUGGAUUCGGCGCAUCUCUGAUGCUUCUGUUGACUCUCCUCCUCUUGACCAAGGCUGAGAAGCGAAAGUCCUGGAUCUUUCUGCUCAACGCCGCAUGUCUGCUCACCAACGGCAUACGCUGUCUGCUCUUUUGCACAUGGAUUACCGGAAACUUCAACAAUCCCUAUUCGGUCAUGAGCCAGAGUUGGGAUCACAUCACCGGAUACGACUUUGCUAGCUACAUCACUAUCAAUAUCUUCGGAAUCCUGGUCACCGCUCUGAUCUUCAUCUCGCUCAGUCUUCAAGUAUGGAUCGUGUGCGUCACGACACCGCCACUGCAUCGCAAGAUCAUCAUGGCUGUGACUACCACCAUGGCAUGCGUCGCGUUCGGAUUCAGAGCCGCUGCCGUGUACUACAACACCAAGUUGACAUUGGCUUUCGAGGGUAAUGAUUCCGUUCAGAACCUGACAUCGACCUCGUACGUCGUACAGGUCGUUGCCAUCUGGCUCUUCAGCUGCGUCUUCACCUUCAAGCUGGGGCAUGCCAUCUUGCAGAGACGUAGGCUCAACAUGCCACAGUUUGGACCGAUGCAAAUCGUCUUCAUCAUGGGUCUGCAGACUAUGCUCGUUCCAGCUAUCUUCGCGAGUCUUCAGUUCACGAAUGUUCUUCCUGAGAUCGUCGCUCACGUCCUCACGGUUGUCUGCAUCUUUCUCCCCCUCUCCGCCAUGUGGGCAGGCGUGGUCAAUGACCAGAAUCUUGCAUCGAGAGCACCAAACUCCCACCAGCAACUUCUCAAUGCUGAGUGCUGCGAUGCAUCCAGGCUCACUACGCUGAGCAGCGGUUCCACUGCUUGCGAUAAGGACAAGAGUCGUCAAAUGAGUGUGUGA
Pyrenophora tritici-repentis Pt-1C-BFP is the source of this 1038-nucleotide messenger RNA. RefSeq names its product pheromone receptor PREB. Gene Ontology annotation, cellular component: G protein-coupled receptor homodimeric complex; membrane. The record is from RefSeq and is a predicted model, not a curated record. Gene Ontology annotation, biological process: G protein-coupled receptor signaling pathway. Gene Ontology annotation, molecular function: mating-type factor pheromone receptor activity; pheromone binding. NCBI's taxonomy places the organism in Eukaryota, Fungi, Ascomycota, Dothideomycetes, Pleosporales, Pleosporaceae.